AUGGAUUUUCCAUGGACACUGAAGGCAGAAUCUGCACUGAAAGAGAUCUUCAAAAUGAAUGUUUUUCGACCGAUGCAACGAUCUGCCAUUAAUUUAACUAUGGCCAAGAAGGACUGCAUUCUAGUGAUGCCUACAGGAGGAGGGAAGAGUCUGUGCUAUCAGCUUCCCGCCGCCAUCGAUGACGGGGUCACCCUCGUCGUGUCUCCCCUCGUCUCCCUCAUGCAGGACCAGCUGUUCGCACUCAGCCAGCUGCCACUAGAGGCCGCCAUGCUCUCUGCCUCGAGCUCGCGAAGCGAGGUGGCGGCGAUCCAGGCGGCCAUGUUGGACAAUAACUCGGCACUGAAGCUUCUCUACGUCACUCCGGAGAAGAUAUCUAAGAGCAAGCGCUUCAUGGCGCGACUACAGAAGAUGUACAAGAAGGGUCGCUUCGCUCGGCUAGCAGUCGACGAGGUUCAUUGCUGCUCAAACUGGGGUCACGACUUCCGACCGGACUACAAGAUUCUCGGGAUCAUGAAGCGGCAAUUCCCGGACGUUCCGGUCAUGGGUCUGACGGCGACAUCGACGGAGAGAGUGACGAAGGACGUGCAGAAGAUACUCAGCAUUCAGGGCUGUCCUGUGCUCAAGGCUUCCUUCAACCGACCCAACCUGUAUUAUGAGGUGCGAGCGAAAUCAUCGAACUUCAAAGAGAGUGUCCAAGAUAUUGUUCAUCUCAUCAAAACCAAAUACAGGAACCAGACGGGUAUCGUUUACGUUUUCACGCGCAAGGAAUCGGAAAACGUGAGCCAGCUGAUGAAAGCUUCUGGAGUCAGCGCUGCCGGUUAUCAUUCCGACCUGACAGGUUCUCAGCGAAUCAAGGUUCACCGUGAUUGGACGACGGGGCGCGUGCGGGUCGUCGUGGCGACGGUGGCGUUUGGCAUGGGCAUCGACAAGCCGGACGUUCGCUUCGUUGUUCAUCACUCCCUCAGCAAAUCCAUCGAGAACUUCUACCAGGAGAGCGGCCGGGCAGGGCGGGACAAUCAACCGUCAGACUGCAUCCUGUACUUCCGCUUCGCCGACAUGUUCCGACAGAGCGUGAUGUGUUCACGGACACACCGGCCUCACGAACUUCUACAACAUGGUCUCCUACUGCCAUGACGUCACCACGCUUUCAGAUUUGAAAAGUACAGGAGACUAC
Priapulus caudatus is the source of this 1174-nucleotide messenger RNA. Its product is annotated as ATP-dependent DNA helicase Q1-like. Gene Ontology annotation, biological process: double-strand break repair via homologous recombination. The transcript is spliced from 10 exons. Bases 1 to 1134 code for a protein of 377 amino acids. Gene Ontology annotation, molecular function: nucleic acid binding; 3'-5' DNA helicase activity; ATP binding. Lineage: Eukaryota; Metazoa; Priapulida; Priapulimorpha; Priapulimorphida; Priapulidae. The record is from RefSeq and is a predicted model, not a curated record. Gene Ontology annotation, cellular component: chromosome; cytoplasm.